AUGACUGACUACGCAUCUUCAUCAUCAUGGACUUCAUUUUUGAAGUCUGUAGCAUCUUUCUCAGGUGAUAUUUCUUCUUUAACUGCACCACCAUUUAUUUUAUCAACCACUUCACUUUCUGAAUUUCCACAAUAUUGGGCAGAACAUCCAGAUUUAUUCCUUGAAUCAAGUUUCAUUACAGAAGAAAAUUAUAAAUCAAAAUUUCCAGAUGUAACUGAUUUACCUUCUGCUGAAAUUGCACGUAUGCUUUCUGUAACUAGAUGGUUUAUUGCUACUUUAAAAUCUCAAUACUGUUCUCGUAAUGAAUCAAUGGGUACUGAAAAGAAGCCACUAAAUCCAUUUUUAGGGGAAAUUUUCGUUGGUAAAUGGGAUAAUAAAGAAAAGGAAGAAUAUGGCGAAACUGUUUUAUUAAGUGAACAGGUCUCUCAUCAUCCUCCAAAGACUGCAUACACUAUAUUUAAUGAUAAAAAUGACGUGAAAUUAGAAGGUUAUAAUCAAGUUAAAGCUUCUUUUAGUAAGACUUUAAUGUUAGGUGUCAAACAAUUAGGUCAUGCUAUGUUACAUGUUAAAGAUGAAUCAUUUUUGAUAACAUUACCAGCUCUUCAUAUUGAAGGUAUAUUAAUGGCUGCACCAUUUGUUGAAUUAAAUAGUAAGUCAAUUAUUCAAUCUUCAUCUGGUUUAGUAACAGUCAUUGAAUAUUCAGGUAGAGGUUAUUUUUCUGGGAAAAAGAAUACUUUUAAAGCUAAAUUAUACAAGAGUGUAGAAGAUUUAAACGCUAACGGUUAUCCAUUAUAUACCAUGAGUGGCCAAUGGUCAGGUGUCUCUAAGAUAGCAAAUGGUGAAACUGGUGAAGAAAGAGGUACAUUUUAUGAUGCUGUAAACCAUCCAACUGAACACAUAUAUGUUAAACCAAUUGAAGAACAAAAUCCAUUAGAGAGUAGAAGAGCAUGGGAAAAAGUUGCUGAAGGUAUUACCUUUGGUGAUAUGACUAUGAUUUCUCAAGAGAAAGGUAAGAUUGAAAAUCAUCAAAGAGAAUUAAGAAAACAAGAAGAGGAAGAAGGUACUGAAUGGAAGAGAAGAUGGUUCAAGGAAGUUGAUUACUCAACCAUUUCUGCUAAUGAAAGGUUGGAUAAAACUGAUGACAAAUUUAUUCAACUAUGUGCUGAAUUGAACCUUUCUACAAAGAAUACCCCAAGUGGAUCAAUUGUUGGUGAUAAAGAAGAUCUGAAGGCUGAAACCUCUUCUCAUUGGAGAUUCAACAGACAAGCAUGGGAUGAAGAAAAGGAAAUAAAAGUAUGA
Molecule: messenger RNA, 1299 nt
Organism: Maudiozyma saulgeensis
Lineage: Eukaryota; Fungi; Ascomycota; Saccharomycetes; Saccharomycetales; Saccharomycetaceae
Source: the annotation of a GenBank genome assembly